GGAAUCAAAUGAAAGAAAUUUGUGCUACCUGAGAUUAUGGCUUUUUUGCUGCUUUCAAAGGCCUUAACGUCUCAUUCAAUGAAAAGAAGUGAUAACCUACUUGAGAAAACAUUAGUACUAUCCAGUACAGCAUGUCUUACAGUCUUUUGACUUUAAGAUUGAGCACUUUUUCUGGAAUGCAUUUAGAAUCCACUUGUUCCCAAUGUACAUGGGAGCUACAGGAUAAGAAGCAUUUUUGAAAAGCUGGUCAAUUCAUUUAGGACCCUAAGAGCCUGAACCAAUGUCCAUUGAAUCAAUGGAAAGACUGCUGUACUAUAAACAGAAGAGAAACAAUUCAUGUUGGCAUAUAGACCCUCAUCAAUCUCUCUGCCAAGAUGGAAAACUUGUCAAAUUCCAUAUUCCUGAAAACUCAGGUGAUCAUUCUGGCUUCAUGGACAUAUGUUAUACAAACAAACAAUCUAAAAGGUAACAUUACUGAUAAAUAUUCAACUAAUAAUACAACUCAUAGCUUGUUAGAUUCCACUUGUCCAGUCAAACAUGAUAAUUUAUCAUACCAGUAGUCUCCAUUAUUAAUAUUUUCAACUAAGUUAACCAUGAGCAUGUGUCUAUCUUCAGAGUCAUAGAAGCAUGUGUAACCAUGUUUCCUGGUGGAAUACCUGACAAAAAACACCAACAAAAAUCUGUAUUUCUUUUUCCUAAAUGGAAAACCAUCUUCAUCAGUGCAUUUAGUAUGCGCCGAAAUACUAAAUGGCUUAAUAAGUAUUUUCACUUGCGUCCUCUUAAUCUAUAUGUAAAGAUUCUAGCAAACAACAGCCUGCAGUAGAACCACCCCGUAAGCACUCCAGAUCACAGAUGUAGCCCAUGAUUUGUUUGUCUCUGCAAUGGGGUGUAUUCAACCUUUGCAGUGCCGUUCUGAUGGCCCUGCAGUCCUACUGCACCCCGCUCCAAGAAGGGGCAAGCUGGAAGGACAAGAGCAGUGGAGUUGGAUGCUCCAAGCUUGCCUAGAGAUAUAUGUCUAGGGUGGUCAUUUUGGAAGUGUAGCAGGGUGCUGGUGCAAAGGCACCUAAUUAGCCCCUGCUCAGCCAGCCCCAAUCAGAAGAAAUAGAUUAGGGCUGGGGAGAAGUCUGGUGCCUGGCCUCUGGAACUGGCUGCACCUGUGGGCCUGCUAGUAGAAGAGCUAUAAAGGCUGGCUGGCAGCCAGUGCAGGGAAGGAUGGCCAGGGAAGGGGCAGUCUCUAGGCUGAAGGGAGACCUAAGGGGCCCAGUUGGACUUUGUGACUUGACUGGAGGGUCAGAGAGCCAGCAAAGACCCAGGUGAGAAAAGGACUGAUACUGCACCCGACUGCUCGGAGACUUGGAUUCAUUUUCCAACUCUCUUGGGUGCUUGAGAAGAACCCUCCCCAUGCUACUAACACUGAUGAUUCUGGGCCUUGCUGCCCUUUUUGGUACUUCUGAGAGUCAGACUGGAUGCUAUGGUAACAUAAACAACAUUGAUACCACUGGGGCUUCCUGUGCAACUGCAUCACCAGAAGGCUUAAGUUACUGUGGGGUUGCUGCAUCAGAGAAGAUUGCUGAGAGGGACUUAUAUAAUAUGAACAAAUAUAAAACCAUCAUUAAGAGUGCUGGUGCCAAAAAAUGUGUGGAUCCAGCUGUGAUCGCAGCUAUCAUCUCUCGAGAGUCACAUGCUGGAACUAUCUUAUUGAAUGGCUGGGGUGAUUAUGGAUAUGGAUUUGGUUUGAUGCAGGUUGAUAGACGCUACCAUACAGUGGUUGGAGCAUGGAAUAGCGAGGAACAUGUUCUUCAGGGGACCAGCAUCCUUGUUAGUAUGAUUCAAGGAGUCCAGAAAAAGUUCCCCGGUUGGACAAAGGACCAACAGCUGAAAGGUGGGAUUUCUGCCUAUAAUGCAGGACUAGGAAAUGUCCAGACCUAUCCAAACAUGGAUAUUGGCACAACCCACAAUGACUAUGCCAAUGAUGUUGUUGCACGAGCCAAGUAUUAUAAGAGAAACGGAUACUGAAUCUGGGAAUUCUCUGCUUUUCAGAUACAUUGUGGCUCUUAUAAUAAUAAUUCAGGUGUUCAGGAGAGAUACUAUAUAUUUGGGGGAGAUUAGAAGCUGAAACCUGCAAAACCUUAAUGAUGCAAAUAGGCCCAUUGUCAGUAGUGGGAAGACUUGCUUAAAUAAGGCUUUGCAGGCUCAGGCACCAGAUUUUUAAAUUCUACAGGUAGUUAAACAUUGUAUCAUACCAAAAGAAAUAGUGAUGGGAAUAUUAAUAAUAUUCUACCACAUCUGAUUAUUUCUCUGAGUUAUUAAAGCUGCUCUGUCUAACUAUUUUUAGUCUUCUGCCUUCCAAAUUUUAAACAUCUGCAAAUUUCAAUAUCUGUCAUUGUCUUAAGAAAUAAAAAGUAGUC
This is a messenger RNA of Mauremys mutica (yellowpond turtle), 2408 nucleotides long. Its product is annotated as lysozyme g-like. The record is from RefSeq and is a predicted model, not a curated record. Gene Ontology annotation, biological process: peptidoglycan catabolic process; defense response to Gram-positive bacterium. Lineage: Eukaryota; Metazoa; Chordata; Testudines; Geoemydidae. Gene Ontology annotation, cellular component: extracellular region. Bases 1402 to 2016 code for a protein of 204 amino acids. The transcript is spliced from 7 exons. Gene Ontology annotation, molecular function: lysozyme activity.